CUGGACAAAGAUUACAUUUUAAUCUUAACUAUAUACUUUUUUCAUUUUGUUUUUCCUUAUGAACGAAUCUUCAAAAAAAAAAUCACAAAAAAAGUCCGGAAAAUAUUCUUUUAAUAGAUUUUAAAGAAAAUCUUGUAACGUAACCAUUUAAUGAUAAGACGAAACAAAAGUGCUUACCAAAUUGCAAAUAUAAAAUAUUUGUGUUUAUUGUGAAACAAAAAAAAAACCUUAUGAUGUGAACGUACCAUGAAAAAACAAACCUUAAUAUGAGAUAAGAGUAGACUGAUAGUGAAUGCAAAAAAAAAGCAAAAAAAAGGGUGAUGUGGCGAUUUUAGUUGAAGAAAAAAAUAAAAACUUCCGAAAACGCGUUCCAAAAAAAAUAAAAUAAAAAAGUGAUAACCGUCGUGUGACCGAAAAUGAAAUAAAAAAAAUUAUUGAUUUUGCAUAAGAAGCAUAAGCGCAAAAUAUACGUGGAGAAAUUUUUGUAAAUAUGUGGACAACUUUGUUAUUAUUCGAGUGGCAAUCGGUAUAAAUAAACCAACGAGUGGAUAAUCUACGUUUUUUUUCUUCAUCGUCGUUUCAUUGUUGAUUCGCGGUCGAGUCGUCGUCAUCAAUUAUGGAUUGGGUGAUUCACGACGAGUUGGGCAUCACCGUUGGCACUGUCGUCGGAUGGAUGGCUGCGAGCGCCAUGGUACUCGGCGGCGUGCUGCCCUACGUGCCACAAUACCGUCAAAUUAAGCAGACACAGGAUGCGGACGGCUUCUCGCUCUACGUGUGCUUAUCACUGCUAAUGGCAAACACAUUACGUAUCUUCUUUUGGUUUUCCAAGAGAUAUGAGCUUCCUUUAGUUGUACAAAGUAUCGUUAUGAAUAUCACCAUGUUCCUCAUGAUCCACCUUUGUGUGCGCGUGAAACGCAGCAACGCCAUUUUAGAAGCUAAAGAACGGGUAUUUUCAGGUGAUGAACGAGCCACACUUGAUAGUAAAGAAAAUGAAGUUAUGGGACUUCCAUCACAGAAACUUAAAAAAGCACAUUCAAGGCACCACCUAAGUGACUUUGAUGCAAGUUACUUCUGGGCAUGGACCGAUUUUCAAUCGUACCUGGACUUUAUGUUGGUUGUGUGGGCCAUUGGCGCCGCCGUUACUUACCUGAUGCUGCCGUUCGUUUGGUUUAUGGAAAUUGUCGGAUUUAUGGCUGUCUUCAUCGAAGCCAUGUUGGGUGCUCCGCAAUUCCUGAAGAACUUCCGUACAAAGUCGACACAAGGCAUGAGCAUUCAAAUGGUACUGAUGUGGCUAAUUGGUGACAUGUUCAAGACUGUUUAUUUCAUUGUGCGAGAUGCACCAACGCAAUUCUGGCUGUGCGGAUCGUUACAAGUCAGCUUAGACAUUGCCAUCUUAUGCCAAGUAUGGAUGUACCGCAACAACGUGCCGCGCCAAGGACACGGCGAUUAGCAGUUUGCCCCCCGUGAUAGUGAAAAGUCAAUGCAUCAUCAUCAAGAAACCACACAACAACAAGAACCAGUAGAUGUCAAAACCUGUUAUAGUAGACGUAAUUCAAGUAGCAAUAAGUACAACAAUAGUCAUCAUCAUCAUAAUCAGCAUCAAAGCAAGAAUUCGAGUCCUGUGUCGCGUCACGAUAUCGGAACGAAUUGCAGCGUCAAGGAUAGUCGACCCACCAGUCCAUUGCCGGGCUACGAUCAAUUUGUGACGCCCGGCGGCGUAUCUGUGAUACGAAAUCUCAAGAGUAACGAAAGGUUGAACGAUGCCGCAUCGUAUAAUGGGCGCAACGACAGUACAAUUAUACAAAUUUACAAUUCCAAGGAAUCGACGCCCGUACGGAUGCGACGACGAUCUGACACGAGCCAAAGGAGACAAUCAGCUACAAAAUUGUGGGCUCGAUCGAAUUUUGAGUCGAGCGGCGACAUGCUAAUUGGCGAUCGAUCGUUAGAUUCACUCGAUGUUGAUCUCAAUGCAAAAUCUCGUGACAACAACACGAUAACCGGCUACAUCAAUGACUUGUGUUCGCCCGUAUCGGACAGCGUAACGAAUUUCGGUCACAUGCGCGACAACCAUCUGUACUACCAUCAGCAUCUCCGUUCCAACAACAAUGCGACAUCCAACUUAGACACCAUUGUACUAUCACCGGGGGCAGUUUUAAAGUCCACUAGCACUCCAAGUGGCAUGCAACGAUCAUUUACGCACGAUUUUACCACAACCAAAACGAUACUUAUUCCGUUCCCGAAUAAAAUCACGGACGAGUUUGUGUACUCGUUGGAGCACGUGUUAUGACAUCAACUUCCGGCCGUCACAUGGCCCGCCAUAGAUAAUGUCGAUGUUGCGUCGCUCGCUAAACAUCAACUUCCAAAUGCGAAUCUUGAAUCGUCUUCGUCAAACAACUCGUCGUGCACCCUAAAUCCAUUAUCAAUGUCUUCGGGAGGCGCUCCACGUGCGCACAACUUGCGACGCGACGUCAUUUCGGCGAGUACGCAAACAGAAAUCGCCCAAUUUUUGGAUCUCCAAAAUGCCGAUAGCUUCGGUGACGAUCUCGCGUACAUCGAUGAGAGCAGCGCAAGCACUACACGUCCCGCCAGCAAGGAUAACAGUCAGCGAAACAGCAAAUUCAUUAGCGAUCACACGAUUUACAUCACGCAAGAGUGUCCCGAGUACAUUUUAUAGCAAAUUCGUGUUAUUCUGGCAGUGAGAGUGACAAUUUACUAAAAUUACCUGCUUUCUUCAUUGCAUGUAGAGUUGUUAUCGGUAGAACGGUACACAUUUAUAGAAUUAUAUCAUUCAUGGUUGCUAUUUUAUCUGAAAAUAUCGUUAAAUAGUAUUCAAACGUAGUAUCUUUCUCUCUCAAAAUUUACAUAAUUAGAGAUGAUUAGCUGAACAUUCCUAUUAAUGACGACAAAAUUUACUAGAUUCAAGAUGCAACAAUUGAUAUUUUACACUUUUUAAUUGUAAUGCAAUUAUUUCCAAUGUUAAUAUUAAUUUUAACGGUAGCUACUAAGUUUAAAAUUAAACAAAAAUUGUACGAAACGAACUUCAAUAAGAGUCUUCAUGUAAAUUAAUGAGUUUCCUAAGCAAUAUUAUUUACACGAUAAAUUGAAAAAAAAAUUAACGAAAAUUUAUAAGAAUGAUUUGAGCCUUAGAAACCAACAUAUAUACUAUAAAAAUAUGUAAUUAUACAAAAAAAAAUAUCUAAAUGUAACAAAUUAUAAAAAAAAUGAGGAAAAACACAGAAAACUUAAUAGAAUUUAAGAGAUGAAAACAAACAUA
Messenger RNA from Culicoides brevitarsis, 3274 nucleotides. RefSeq names its product solute carrier family 66 member 2. The record is from RefSeq and is a predicted model, not a curated record. The transcript is spliced from 7 exons. Gene Ontology annotation, biological process: phospholipid translocation; retrograde transport, endosome to Golgi. Bases 617 to 1450 code for a protein of 277 amino acids. Gene Ontology annotation, cellular component: endosome; trans-Golgi network. Lineage: Eukaryota; Metazoa; Arthropoda; Insecta; Diptera; Ceratopogonidae.